AUGGACCCAUGCGUGGAGUGGGCAAGGGCCAAAGCUUGUGGACAGACGGUGCAGCUCGAACAGCAACAACACAUCAGAGGCAGCAACAACACAUCAGAGGCAGCAACAACACAUCAGAGGCAGCAACAACACAUCAGAGGCAGCAACAACACAUCAGAGGCAGCAACAACACAUCAGAGGCAGCAACAACACAUCAGAGGCAGCAACAACACAUCAGAGGCAGCAACAACACAUCAGAGGCAGCAACAACACAUCAGAGGCAGCAACAACACAUCAGAGGCAGCAACAACACAUCAGAGGCAGCAACAACACAUCAGAGGCAGCAACAACACAUCAGAGGCAGCAACAACACAUCAGAGGCAGCAACAACACAUCAGAGGCAGCAACAACACAUCAGAGGCAGCAACAACACAUCAGAGGCAGCAACAACACAUCAGAGGCAGCAACAACACAUCAGAGGCAGCAACAACACAUCAGAGGCAGCAACAACACAUCAGAGGCAGCAACAACACAUCAGAGGCAGCAACAACACAUCAGAGGCAGCAACAACACAUCAGAGGCAGCAACAACACAUCAGAGGCAGCAACAACACAUCAGAGGCAGCAACAACACAUCAGAGGCAGCAACAACACAUCAGAGGCAGCAACAACACAUCAGAGGCAGCAACAACACAUCAGAGGCAGCAACAACACAUCAGAGGCAGCAACAACACAUCAGAGGCAGCAACAACACAUCAGAGGCAGCAACAACACAUCAGAGGCAGCAACAACACAUCAGAGGCAGCAACAACACAUCAGAGGCAGCAACAACACAUCAGAGGCAGCAACAACACAUCAGAGGCAGCAACAACACAUCAGAGGCAGCAACAACACAUCAGAGGCAGCAACAACACAUCAGAGGCAGCAACAACACAUCAGAGGCAGCAACAACACAUCAGAGGCAGCAACAACACAUCAGAGGCAGCAACAACACAUCAGAGGCAGCAACAACACAUCAGAGGCAGCAACAACACAUCAGAGGCAGCAACAACACAUCAGAGGCAGCAACAACACAUCAGAGGCAGCAACAACACAUCAGAGGCAGCAACAACACAUCAGAGGCAGCAACAACACAUCAGAGGCAGCAACAACACAUCAGAGGCAGCAACAACACAUCAGAGGCAGCAACAACACAUCAGAGGCAGCAACAACACAUCAGAGGCAGCAACAACACAUCAGAGGCAGCAACAACACAUCAGAGGCAGCAACAACACAUCAGAGGCAGCAACAACACAUCAGAGGCAGCAACAACACAUCAGAGGCAGCAACAACACAUCAGAGGCAGCAACAACACAUCAGAGGCAGCAACAACACAUCAGAGGCAGCAACAACACAUCAGAGGCAGCAACAACACAUCAGAGGCAGCAACAACACAUCAGAGGCAGCAACAACACAUCAGAGGCAGCAACAACACAUCAGAGGCAGCAACAACACAUCAGAGGCAGCAACAACACAUCAGAGGCAGCAACAACACAUCAGAGGCAGCAACAACACAUCAGAGGCAGCAACAACACAUCAGAGGCAGCAACAACACAUCAGAGGCAGCAACAACACAUCAGAGGCAGCAACAACACAUCAGAGGCAGCAACAACACAUCAGAGGCAGCAACAACACAUCAGAGGCAGCAACAACACAUCAGAGGCAGCAACAACACAUCAGAGGCAGCAACAACACAUCAGAGGCAGCAACAACACAUCAGAGGCAGCAACAACACAUCAGAGGCAGCAACAACACAUCAGAGGCAGCAACAACACAUCAGAGGCAGCAACAACACAUCAGAGGCAGCAACAACACAUCAGAGGCAGCAACAACACAUCAGAGGCAGCAACAACACAUCAGAGGCAGCAACAACACAUCAGAGGCAGCAACAACACAUCAGAGGCAGCAACAACACAUCAGAGGCAGCAACAACACAUCAGAGGCAGCAACAACACAUCAGAGGCAGCAACAACACAUCAGAGGCAGCAACAACACAUCAGAGGCAGCAACAACACAUCAGAGGCAGCAACAACACAUCAGAGGCAGCAACAACACAUCAGAGGCAGCAACAACACAUCAGAGGCAGCAACAACACAUCAGAGGCAGCAACAACACAUCAGAGGCAGCAACAACACAUCAGAGGCAGCAACAACACAUCAGAGGCAGCAACAACACAUCAGAGGCAGCAACAACACAUCAGAGGCAGCAACAACACAUCAGAGGCAGCAACAACACAUCAGAGGCAGCAACAACACAUCAGAGGCAGCAACAACACAUCAGAGGCAGCAACAACACAUCAGAGGCAGCAACAACACAUCAGAGGCAGCAACAACACAUCAGAGGCAGCAACAACACAUCAGAGGCAGCAACAACACAUCAGAGGCAGCAACAACACAUCAGAGGCAGCAACAACACAUCAGAGGCAGCAACAACACAUCAGAGGCAGCAACAACACAUCAGAGGCAGCAACAACACAUCAGAGGCAGCAACAACACAUCAGAGGCAGCAACAACACAUCAGAGGCAGCAACAACACAUCAGAGGCAGCAACAACACAUCAGAGGCAGCAACAACACAUCAGAGGCAGCAACAACACAUCAGAGGCAGCAACAACACAUCAGAGGCAGCAACAACACAUCAGAGGCAGCAACAACACAUCAGAGGCAGCAACAACACAUCAGAGGCAGCAACAACACAUCAGAGGCAGCAACAACACAUCAGAGGCAGCAACAACACAUCAGAGGCAGCAACAACACAUCAGAGGCAGCAACAACACAUCAGAGGCAGCAACAACACAUCAGAGGCAGCAACAACACAUCAGAGGCAGCAACAACACAUCAGAGGCAGCAACAACACAUCAGAGGCAGCAACAACACAUCAGAGGCAGCAACAACACAUCAGAGGCAGCAACAACACAUCAGAGGCAGCAACAACACAUCAGAGGCAGCAACAACACAUCAGAGGCAGCAACAACACAUCAGAGGCAGCAACAACACAUCAGAGGCAGCAACAACACAUCAGAGGCAGCAACAACACAUCAGAGGCAGCAACAACACAUCAGAGGCAGCAACAACACAUCAGAGGCAGCAACAACACAUCAGAGGCAGCAACAACACAUCAGAGGCAGCAACAACACAUCAGAGGCAGCAACAACACAUCAGAGGCAGCAACAACACAUCAGAGGCAGCAACAACACAUCAGAGGCAGCAACAACACAUCAGAGGCAGCAACAACACAUCAGAGGCAGCAACAACACAUCAGAGGCAGCAACAACACAUCAGAGGCAGCAACAACACAUCAGAGGCAGCAACAACACAUCAGAGGCAGCAACAACACAUCAGAGGCAGCAACAACACAUCAGAGGCAGCAACAACACAUCAGAGGCAGCAACAACACAUCAGAGGCAGCAACAACACAUCAGAGGCAGCAACAACACAUCAGAGGCAGCAACAACACAUCAGAGGCAGCAACAACACAUCAGAGGCAGCAACAACACAUCAGAGGCAGCAACAACACAUCAGAGGCAGCAACAACACAUCAGAGGCAGCAACAACACAUCAGAGGCAGCAACAACACAUCAGAGGCAGCAACAACACAUCAGAGGCAGCAACAACACAUCAGAGGCAGCAACAACACAUCAGAGGCAGCAACAACACAUCAGAGGCAGCAACAACACAUCAGAGGCAGCAACAACACAUCAGAGGCAGCAACAACACAUCAGAGGCAGCAACAACACAUCAGAGGCAGCAACAACACAUCAGAGGCAGCAACAACACAUCAGAGGCAGCAACAACACAUCAGAGGCAGCAACAACACAUCAGAGGCAGCAACAACACAUCAGAGGCAGCAACAACACAUCAGAGGCAGCAACAACACAUCAGAGGCAGCAACAACACAUCAGAGGCAGCAACAACACAUCAGAGGCAGCAACAACACAUCAGAGGCAGCAACAACACAUCAGAGGCAGCAACAACACAUCAGAGGCAGCAACAACACAUCAGAGGCAGCAACAACACAUCAGAGGCAGCAACAACACAUCAGAGGCAGCAACAACACAUCAGAGGCAGCAACAACACAUCAGAGGCAGCAACAACACAUCAGAGGCAGCAACAACACAUCAGAGGCAGCAACAACACAUCAGAGGCAGCAACAACACAUCAGAGGCAGCAACAACACAUCAGAGGCAGCAACAACACAUCAGAGGCAGCAACAACACAUCAGAGGCAGCAACAACACAUCAGAGGCAGCAACAACACAUCAGAGGCCAGCAGCAACACAUCAGAGGCAGCAACAACACAUCAGAGGCAGCAACAACACAUCAGAGGCAGCAACAACACAUCAGAGGCAGCAACAACACAUCAGAGGCAGCAACAACACAUCAGAGGCAGCAACAACACAUCAGAGGCAGCAACAACACAUCAGAGGCAGCAACAACACAUCAGAGGCAGCAACAACACAUCAGAGGCAGCAACAACACAUCAGAGGCAGCAACAACACAUCAGAGGCAGCAACAACACAUCAGAGGCAGCAACAACACAUCAGAGGCAGCAACAACACAUCAGAGGCAGCAACAACACAUCAGAGGCAGCAACAACACAUCAGAGGCAGCAACAACACAUCAGAGGCAGCAACAACACAUCAGAGGCAGCAACAACACAUCAGAGGCAGCAACAACACAUCAGAGGCAGCAACAACACAUCAGAGGCAGCAACAACACAUCAGAGGCAGCAACAACACAUCAGAGGCAGCAACAACACAUCAGAGGCAGCAACAACACAUCAGAGGCAGCAACAACACAUCAGAGGCAGCAACAACACAUCAGAGGCAGCAACAACACAUCAGAGGCAGCAACAACACAUCAGAGGCAGCAACAACACAUCAGAGGCAGCAACAACACAUCAGAGGCAGCAACAACACAUCAGAGGCAGCAACAACACAUCAGAGGCAGCAACAACACAUCAGAGGCAGCAACAACACAUCAGAGGCAGCAACAACACAUCAGAGGCAGCAACAACACAUCAGAGGCAGCAACAACACAUCAGAGGCAGCAACAACACAUCAGAGGCAGCAACAACACAUCAGAGGCAGCAACAACACAUCAGAGGCAGCAACAACACAUCAGAGGCAGCAACAACACAUCAGAGGCAGCAACAACACAUCAGAGGCAGCAACAACACAUCAGAGGCAGCAACAACACAUCAGAGGCAGCAACAACACAUCAGAGGCAGCAACAACACAUCAGAGGCAGCAACAACACAUCAGAGGCAGCAACAACACAUCAGAGGCAGCAACAACACAUCAGAGGCAGCAACAACACAUCAGAGGCAGCAACAACACAUCAGAGGCAGCAACAACACAUCAGAGGCAGCAACAACACAUCAGAGGCAGCAACAACACAUCAGAGGCAGCAACAACACAUCAGAGGCAGCAACAACACAUCAGAGGCAGCAACAACACAUCAGAGGCAGCAACAACACAUCAGAGGCAGCAACAACACAUCAGAGGCAGCAACAACACAUCAGAGGCAGCAACAACACAUCAGAGGCAGCAACAACACAUCAGAGGCAGCAACAACACAUCAGAGGCAGCAACAACACAUCAGAGGCAGCAACAACACAUCAGAGGCAGCAACAACACAUCAGAGGCAGCAACAACACAUCAGAGGCAGCAACAACACAUCAGAGGCAGCAACAACACAUCAGAGGCAGCAACAACACAUCAGAGGCAGCAACAACACAUCAGAGGCAGCAACAACACAUCAGAGGCAGCAACAACACAUCAGAGGCAGCAACAACACAUCAGAGGCAGCAACAACACAUCAGAGGCCAGCAAGGGUGGUUCUCAACAUGCCAUGUGCUACCAUUCCAUCGCCACUCCUAUGA
Molecule: messenger RNA, 5898 nt
Organism: Closterium sp. Yama58-4
Lineage: Eukaryota; Viridiplantae; Streptophyta; Zygnematophyceae; Desmidiales; Closteriaceae
Source: the annotation of a GenBank genome assembly